Molecule: messenger RNA, 726 nt
Organism: Vanrija pseudolonga
Lineage: Eukaryota; Fungi; Basidiomycota; Tremellomycetes; Trichosporonales; Trichosporonaceae
Exons: 2
Coding region: 1-726 (241 amino acids)
Source: RefSeq, a predicted model, not a curated record
AUGGACGGUCACAACCGCCCCAAGGCAAAGAAGCGCAAGCUCUCCACCAACCCCACCUCCUCAACCGACGAGGACAGCAUCGUCGACGACCGACAGUGGACGAAGGGCGAGUUCACGCUCAUCAGCUCGGACAACGUGCGCUUCCGCGUGCCGGCGAACGACCUCUUCUCAGCGAGCGCGUGGUUCCGCGACGCGCAGGACAUGUGUGCGGGCGCCUCAGUGCUCCACUUCGCCGACGCCGACUUUGAGACGGCGCGCACGGUGCGCGACUUUCUCGCCCUCGUCCUCCAGUCCGAGUUCGUCCUGCCCCCCAACGCAGCCGACACGCUCGCGCGCAUGCUCGCCCUGACGGCCUUCAUGAAGAAGUACGAGUGUGCCGCGGGGCUGCGCACGCUGCUGCUCAUUUUCCUCCACCUUGCGGACGAGCUCCUGCCCGAGCCCGAGUUCAGCAACGCCACCGACCUCCACGUCGUGCACUUUGCCCUUGCGGCCGCUGCGGGCGACGUCAAGGGGUGCGUCGCGGCCAUUGAGCGCGGCGCGUCGCUCGACUUCACAGUCAAGCCGCACGACGGGCUUCUCCCGGCACGCCUGGGCGACGCGACCCGUGCGCCCAUCCCCCAGGAAAACUUUGACAGUCUGGACAAGGCUUGGCUGCGCACCGCCCGCGGGGGCAGGGACAAGCUCGCGUGGGCGUUCCACUUUGACUGGCUCAUGAAGGGGAGGUAG